AUGGUACCCAAAUUAUUGAAUGUCGGCGAGCUAUCUGCCCUGUAUUUCGCCCACGGCGUGGCAGAGAGAGAGUAUGCGCGGGUGCUCUCGACGUGCAAGGCCGCCUACCUCGGAGACCUCCGCGCCCAGAGACCAUCUUCUCUUAUGACGCACUGCGCCGGGACCCGUGGCUGUCGCGUCAGAACUGGAGACACGGUUGCGGGGCAAGGCGCGACCGGCCCGUUUGAGCGCUCCGUCUUCGCGAUCGGCCAUGCUGCAUCGUUGGCAUUGUUAUCUAAGGUUGCUUUCCGGCGCGCCGACGGCAGCACUGAGAUGCAGCCCAUCGCUUCUUAUGACGGCGCGACAUGGGGCACAGGCGAUGAAGCCGCCCAGUGGGAUAUUGUGACCCCGGCGGUUGAAAGCAUCGCUCGCAUAACCAAGAUACAAAUACCUUGGGUGCAUCCAUUGCAAAGUUCAGCGCCUCAACGGACUAGUUAUUUUGGGGAGUUGUUAUUGCUACUUAGCAUAUCUCCUUUACCGUAGACGAUCAUUUGUUACCAAAUUAGAAAGCCUGCUAUCCUUUCGAAAAAGGUUUAAGGAUCCCUGAGUCUUUAUCUACACUUCUACUCACGACCUUCAGAAGUUGCC
Lindgomyces ingoldianus is the source of this 627-nucleotide messenger RNA. RefSeq lists its product as uncharacterized. NCBI's taxonomy places the organism in Eukaryota, Fungi, Ascomycota, Dothideomycetes, Pleosporales, Lindgomycetaceae. Bases 1 to 522 code for a protein of 173 amino acids. The record is from RefSeq and is a predicted model, not a curated record. The transcript is spliced from 2 exons.